Messenger RNA from Micromonas commoda, 1161 nucleotides. RefSeq names its product auxin efflux carrier family. The record is from RefSeq and is a predicted model, not a curated record. Gene Ontology annotation, cellular component: membrane. The transcript is spliced from 2 exons. Gene Ontology annotation, biological process: endoplasmic reticulum to cytosol auxin transport. Bases 1 to 1161 code for a protein of 386 amino acids. NCBI's taxonomy places the organism in Eukaryota, Viridiplantae, Chlorophyta, Mamiellophyceae, Mamiellales, Mamiellaceae.
AUGGGAACCCCGGUGGCGCUGCAGAUAUUCGUGGCCGCGGCCAAGGCAGUGGUGAGGGUGUUCAUCAUCGCCGCGGUGGGAUGCUGGGCCCGGCGUAAGGAGCUGCUCGACGCGGACACCGCGCGGGUCAUGUCCAGGCUCAACGGAGCCAUCUUUCUGCCGUGUCUCUUGUUCACGGUGCUCGGGAAGGCGGUCAAGGCGGAGCAGCUUCAGAACGUGUGGCUGCUGCCCAUCGCCGCGGCGGUUCACAUAUUCUCCGGAUGGGUGCUCGGCAAGGGCGUGUGCCGGGCGUUCGACGUGCCGAACGAGUUCCGGGGCCCCCUCGUCGCGGCGGCAUCCUUCGGCAACACGUUCGCGCUUCCCAUCGUGUUGCUGGACGCCAUCAUCGGCUCCGGAAACAAGGUCGGGAAUGUGCAGUUCACGCGGGAGGACAACGCGGCGAUGGUUCUCUACCUCUCCGCGUACAUGACCGUGCUCACGGUGCUGAUGUGGACGCUGGGACCCGUGUGGAUGAAAGGCGAGGACCGCCUCGGCCUCGCGGACGGCGGGUCGGGGUCGUCGGCUGGGGACAGAGCCGGCGCGAGCCGGGCGGAUCCGGAACGAAAGCUUUUCGCGAAAAAGUCGUUCUGGCGCCGGUGCGCCGCCGCGUUGGCGCCCGCGGCGAACGUCAACCAGCUGGCGGCGGUGCUCGGUAUUCUCGUGGGCCUCACGUCGCCGCUGCGAAGGGCGCUGUUCGACGAGGACGGCGCGUUGUACGUCUUGGGCUCCUGCGCCGAGCUCGUCGGCGCGGCGGCCAUCCCGCAGGUGAUCAUCGUCCUGGGCGCGUCGCUGGCGAAGGGGCCGGACCACUCGCUGUGCGACAGGCGCACCGCCGUGGCGUUGGGGUUCGGGAGGCUGGGCGUGCUGGCCAUCUUGAACGUGGGGACGUACUACUGCCUGCGGGCGGCGAUCCCGGCGGCGGCGGUACCGGCGAGCAAGGCUUUCUGGCUGACUUUUUUGGUCGAGGGGGCGACGCCGACGGCGAACAACAUGAUGCUCCAGGUGCAGAUGUACGGCAGCAAGCGGGCGGCGGGCGGGAUCGGCGCGUGCAUCUUCUGGCAGUACGCCAUGGCGCCGGUGGUGCUGACGGGGACGAUAUCGCUGUUCCUCGCCAUAAUCUAG